Molecule: messenger RNA, 1383 nt
Organism: Volvox carteri f. nagariensis
Lineage: Eukaryota; Viridiplantae; Chlorophyta; Chlorophyceae; Chlamydomonadales; Volvocaceae
Exons: 2
Source: RefSeq, a predicted model, not a curated record
AUGCACUCGCUGCCCUGUGCAAGUGGUGGAGAAGAUAGUGUGUGCGUGGCCCUCACACAGCUGUCGAAGUCGACGUUCCACACGUUGACCACUUCGAUUGCGAACUUUACGUUUCGUUUUUUUGCAUUACUACAGCGCCUCAUGGAGGACAACACCAAUGGUCUGCAAGCUGGCGGAUGCGACAGCAGCGAUUGCCUGUUCUGCCAGUAUCGCUCGAACAGCCCGUUCCACCUUAACGCGUAUGCUGGAAAGCUAACCUCUCUGUUAAGGAAACGAAGCUUAAACGGCAUGAUGCUGACUUCGCUCAACACCCGCGUCGACGCGUCAGCCGAGCAAUGCGCCGCGCUCCCCGCUAUCUCCCCUCCGACAGUCGCACGGUGUAGCGACAGCAAGCGGCACAGACAGAUGACCUCCACAAACGGCAUGGUCACUGCAUCAGGAUUGACACCAGGCCUGGCAUCCGAACCAUUCUUCGGGCCACCUGCCUUGACCGCAGUGUCAGGCACGACCGCACCCACAGCCCCUCACCCACACCGGCACCCACUAGCCGAAGUGGACGAGCCCCAUGACUGCCUAACCAUGUGUGGAGGUCGCCAAUGUUCCGAUCACAUCCUACACGGGGCCGUUUCAUGGUUGCAUGGGGAGGACGUCGUACCUACAACCACUGCAACUACCGGUUCAGCAAAGCCAGCGGAGCAGCCCGCUCCGGCUCCUGCUAUGGACCCGGACUCAGCUGGAAUUGAGGACAAUGCCGGUGCGGGUAUUGUCCGUGCAUCUGAGGCAGCGGCGCCGACUGAGGUAGCGGCGGCGACGGUCUCAGGUUUGGCGGCCAACGCUGGCGGUGGCCUCGGCACCACGCUGGCGCCGCCACUGUCGCUAGUCCAAAAUCAUCAUCCAGAAUCCAGGAUCCAAGCUUCUGUCCAAACUCAACAACUACUUGCUCAUCCACGUCACCAGCAGGCCCACUGCCCGCUCAGACCCGAACAGCACCAGGGCCGUCACAAGCAACAACAGGGCCCGCCAUCUGAGGUGCACCAACAACAAGGGCGAGAAGCCGUGCAGCCGUCACCGCCACUACCACCGCUCGAGCAACAGCAGCAGCAGCAGCGGGCGGGGCGUUUGGUAUGCGGGCGGGAGUUGCCGGAGGGCUGGUCCUUCCAGGGGCAGUGGCGGAACCUGCCUGACCCCGUGCCCGCAACGCUGAAGGAGCUCGUCCGCCUGCCAGGGCCGUCGUACUAUUCACGUCACGGUCCCGGCAGGCGACCACCUGGCUGCGAUGUAGGGCCAUCGGGCUCUGCUUGCAGCGGGUCGGCUGGGAUUAUAUGUGCUUUGGAGUUUUCGCCCGAUGGGAGGUUGCUGGCGGCUGCUGGCGUGGAUAAGCAG